AUGGCCAAGCGUCCAGAUCGCGCAGACACGCCUGUCGGUCAUGAGGGCCAAACCACAAGCAGUCUAGAUCCUCCGUCGAAACUCUCGCAUGACCUUGUCACUCGCCGAGUCCCAAUGCCCGUUCGUGGCUUGGACCCAACCACAUCUGCGACAGGCGAUUCGGACGACAAGCGUCAACGAGAAGAAGAAAUUGAAGCAAAAAGUCAGGCCAAUAGGGCCAGAUACGAGCAGAGCAUGUUUGGAUUCAGCUCAAACGGCGAUCGACGAACGUUCAGUCAUGUCCACACCAGUGCACCCGCAAUGUCCAGACGGCAAGAAAGCGAAGAUGGCGAGAAUCAAGACGACGGAGGAUCGUUUUACUCGUAUAAUUCGGCAAGAGACGUGCGGCUAUUUGUCAAGGAGAUGCAUGGUCGGAUCUGGAACAGUAUGAACGAGACAUAUAUGCUCCCCUCCGACGAUACCGAGUGGCAUCGUUUGAACCGACAGCAUCUGGCGCAUAUUAUCGGCCUUGGUGGUCUGUAUCCAUGUCCAGAGCAAGUAGAAGCGCACCUUGCACCAGCUGAGGGUGCUCGAAAACAAAUUCUAGAUGUAGGUUGUGGCACUGGGAGCUGGGCAAUCGAAAUGGCCGAGCGCUUUCCUCAUACUCUCGUCACAGGUAUUGACCUUGCACCUACGCCACUCGACACCGCCCGUUUCCCAUCCAAUCUUCACAUUGAGAUCGACGACAUUAAUCUCGGUCUGGCACAUUUCCACGGGCAAUUCGACCUUGUCCACAUGCGCUGCGUUACAGGUGGCAUCAACGAUAUCGACAAAGCAAUGCUCGACUUGCAGCGUUGUUUAAAGCCGGGUGGAAUACUGAUCGUCAUUGAUGGAUGGGUGGCCUUUAUGAGUGACUUGAAUACGGUUGGGAAGCUACGAAGGCUCGAUGGAGACGAGGCUGACGCGACCGCCACGACUGAAGACGGGUCAUGGUUGAAUCGGAUAUUCUGGGAGGCCAUUCAAGGCAAUAAACUCGCAGGAGCAAGUAUAGACCGCGGCCGAGAGGUGCUUGCCGCGGGGCUGUGGGGCCAGCCAUAUUGUGACCCUUCUUCGAUAGUGAGCGGAAGUUAUUUUAUUCCCAUCGGCCCAUGGGCUCGAGGACGUAAUGUCUCACAGACCCAGCAGCUCCAAUAUGGUGGACUCCUCAUGCGCCAGUCGCUCGCAAGCAUCCACCAUGCUUUUCAUUCCAUCCUCCUCCGAUUUGGCUUGACACAAGAUGUGCUCGACAAAUGGUCACAAGAGACCGAUGACGGUUAG
Messenger RNA from Serendipita indica DSM 11827, 1296 nucleotides. The record is from the annotation of a GenBank genome assembly. NCBI's taxonomy places the organism in Eukaryota, Fungi, Basidiomycota, Agaricomycetes, Sebacinales, Serendipitaceae.